AUGCCUGCGCAGAGAAAACUUAAAGAGAUACAGGAGCAAAUGCAUUUGGCACCACUGAAAUUGAGACAAGACGUGUGCACUAGAUGGAACUCUACGUACGAUAUGCUCAACCAGUUCCUGAAGAUAAAAGAAGCUCUUAUUGCUUCAAUAGCAAUCAUGAGAGCCGAAUUGGCCCUGACGCCCAACGACUGGAUGAUUAUUGAAAAAUCCCUACUGAUCUUGUUCAUCUUCUACGAGGUGACUAAUGAGGUUAGUACUGAAAACUACGUGUCCGCAUCCAAAUAUAUAGUGCUGUGCAAAAUAAUGUACGUACAAAUUCAAAAGUUUACGAAUGAAACCGUGGAAACCAUUAAAGGUCUUGUUUCUUUUUUUAAAACAGAACUUAUGCAUUGUUUCGGUGAUAUAGAAAAGAACAUGUUGCUUAGGGAAGCCACAAUACUGGACCCACGCUUCAAAAAAUCUGGUUUCAGGGAUAUAAGAAACUUCAAAGCGGCGGCAGCCGAUUUAAAAUUAAAAAUUGGGAGGAUAGUUCUUUCAGACGAACGCCCACUGCAACCAGCAGAGCCUGUCGAACCAACACCAGGUUGCUCAAAAGUAAGCUCACUUUGGAAACAGUUUGAUGAAGAAGUGGCACGCCAGGUACCCGAAAAUCCGGUUGCUGCGGGUAUAGUAGAAUUCGACAAGUAUAUGAAUGAGCCGCAAAUCAACCGACACUGCGAUCCAUUAUUAUGGUGGAAAGAACGGAAAGCCUUCCCACGCCUUCACUCACACAUGCUAAAAAGACUGAAUAUAACAGCGACAUCCGUACCAUGUGAGCGGGUCUUUUCAAAAGCAUGGUUAACACUUAACGAUAGAAGAACGCGCUUAACUACAAAAAAGUUAACGCAGUUAAUGUUUAUAAGCUGCAACUGA
Parnassius apollo (apollo) is the source of this 912-nucleotide messenger RNA. The record is from the annotation of a GenBank genome assembly. NCBI's taxonomy places the organism in Eukaryota, Metazoa, Arthropoda, Insecta, Lepidoptera, Papilionidae.